Messenger RNA from Argentina anserina (silverweed cinquefoil), 4428 nucleotides. Its product is annotated as COP1-interactive protein 1. Lineage: Eukaryota; Viridiplantae; Streptophyta; Magnoliopsida; Rosales; Rosaceae. Bases 173 to 4195 code for a protein of 1340 amino acids. The record is from RefSeq and is a predicted model, not a curated record. The transcript is spliced from 7 exons.
UUUCAUCAUCGUCUUCUCCUAAUCACUCCCAUUUCAGUUUUGUUUUCCGAGACAUUUUCCAGUGUUUCGUAAAACAGACAACAAAACACAAUAAGCUUCCCAGAUAUCUAAGCAAGACAAGCAAUCAUCUUCAUCAGAGAAGCAAGAAGAGUAGCUGAACAUUUGUUGCAGUAUGGAUGAAACACAAGUGACUGAAGUGAGUGCAGAGAUCCCAGUGAAGGCCGUUGAAGAAGCUGAGACUAAUGAAAAGGUGACAAAUGGGGACGUCCUACUGUUUGAAAAAGAAGGAAAGAAAGACGAGGAUGAAGCGAACUUCGAUGGAGAGUUCAUCAAAGUUGAGAAGGAAUCACUAACUGAAAAGACAUUGGCGGGGGAGGACAGCAAGCCAUCUAUUAUUGAGAGAAGCACAAGCAAUUCAAGCAGGGAGUUAUUAGAAGCGCGGGAGAAGAUGAGUGAACUUGAGGUAGAGAAUGAAAGAUUGGCUGGUGUGUUGAAGCAAUCAGAGUCGGAGAAUUCUGAGCUGAAGAGUGAGGCCUUACUUACAAAGGAGAAGCUUGAAGAAAGUGGAAAGAAGAACAAGGAGCUGGAACUCAGCCACAAGAAAUUGCAAGAGCAGAUCACUGAAGCUGAGGAGAAAUAUAGUUCACAACUCAGUGUUUUGCAAGAGGCAUUGCAAACUCAAGAAGAAAAGCACAAGGAUCUUAUUGGGGUGAAGGAAUCUUUUGAUGGUCUAAGCCUCGAGCUUGAAAACUCAAGAAAGAGGAUGCAGGAGCUGGAGCAAGAGCUGCAGAGUUCUGCUGGUGAGAUGCAGAAGUUUGAGGAGCUGCACAAGCAAAGUGGUUCACACGCCGAGUCUGAGACAAAGAGGGCCUUGGAGUUCGAGAAGCUGCUUGAAGUAGCAAAAUUGAGUGCUAAAGAAAUGGAAGACCAGAUGGGUUCUAUUCAAGAAGAACUUAAGAGAUUGUAUGACAAGAUUGCCGAAGAUGAAAAAGUGAAGGAAGCACUUCAGUCUGCUGCUGCUGAGCUUUCUGCUGUCCAAGAGGAACUCGUUCUGUCAAAGUCCCAAGGCGCAGACUUGGAGCAACGACUUUCUGAUAAGGAAGCUCUUAUAAGUGAAUUAACCGGGGAAUUGGACUUGAAAAAGGCUUCUGAGUCUCAAGUGAGGGAAGACAUUUCAGCUCUUGAGAGUCUGUUUGCCUCAGUCAAACAAGAUCUUCAGGCAAAGGUUGCUGAGUUGGAAGAAAUCAAGCUAAAGCUGCAGGAGGAAUCAAGUGCCAAGGAAUUGGUUGAAGCUGCGAAAAAAACCCAUGAAGAACAGGUUGUAGUUGUACAGGAGAAGUUGGCUGUAGUUACUAAAGAAAAAGAAGCAGUGGAAGCAGCCGUGGCCGAUCUCACUGGUAAUGUACAGCUGAUGAAGGAGUUGUGCAGUGAUCUUGAAGAAAAAUUGAAGCUUUCGGAGGAGAAUUUUGGAAAAACAGAUUCUCUAUUGUCUGAAGCUUUGUCGAACAAUGUAGAGCUUGAACAGAAGUUGAAGUCAUUGGAGGUGCUACAUAGUGAAUCAGGAGCUGCACAUGCAACUGCUACUCAAAGAAGUCUUGAGCUUGAGGGUAUUAUUCAAUCCUCAACUGCAGCAGCAGAAGAAGUGAAAUUGCAAUUGACAGAGCUUCAUACACGAUUUAUAUCAGUGGAACAAAAGAAUGUAGAGCUGGAGCAACAAUUAAAUUUGGUAGAGUCAAACAAAGGAGUAGCUGAGAGAAAUUUGGAAGAACUUUCUGAAAAGAGAUCAGUUCUCACUGCAACAUUGGGAGAAGUUGAGGCAGAAAAAAAUCAGCUGAGCAGUCAAGUUCAAGAAUUCCAAGAGAAAAUAACACAGCUGGAAUCUGCCUUAAACCAGUCAUCUUUGCAUAAUGAGGAGCUUCAGGAGCAAUUGAAGAUUUCCACUGAGAAAUGCUCUGAACAUGAAGGCAAAGCCACUACAAUUCAUCAGCGAAGCCUGGAACUCGAAGAUUUGAUCCAAGUGUCUCAUUCCAAAGUGGAGGAUGCUAGUAAAAAGGCGAGUGAGCUGGAGUUGUUACUUGAAACUGAGAAGUAUAGAAUUCAAGAGCUUGAGGAACAAAUAAGCACAUUGGAAAAGAAAUGUGAGGAUGCUGAAGCAGAUUCAAAGAAGUAUUCGAACAACGUGUCUGAACUCGCUUCUGAACUUGAGGCAUUCCAAGAAAAAGCAUCUAGCCUUGAAGUUGCACUGAAGACGGCAAAUGACAAGGAAAGGGAGUUGACAGAAUCCUUGAAUAUUGCUACUGAAGAGAAGAAAUUGUUAGAAGAUGCAUCAAAGAGCUCGACUGAGAAGUAUUCAGAAGCGGAGAAUUUAGUGGAAGUCUUGAAGAAUGAAUUAAGUGAAACUAAAGAGAAAUUGAUGAAAAUCGAAAUUGAUCUUGAGGCUGCUGGAAUCAGAGAAGGUGAGGUCAUAGAGAAACUCAAGUUGGCAGAGGAUCAACUCGAGCAACAUAGCAAAGUGAUAGAGCAGACAUCAUCAAGAAACUUAGAACUUAAAUCUCUACACGAAUCCCUGUCGAGGGAUUCAGAGAUUAAACUCCAAGAAGCAAUAGGAAACUUUAGUAACAGGGAUUCUGAGGCAAAAUCUCUUGCUGAGAAACUUACUAUUCUUGAAGAUCAGGUGAAGGCUUAUGAAGAGAAAGUUGCUGCGGCAGCUGAAAAAUCUGCAUCUUUGAAAGAAGAAUUGGAUAUCAGUUUGAGUAAAUUGGCUUCUUCAGAAAGCGCAAAUGAAGAACUCCGAAAACAGAUCUUGGAAGCAGAAGACAAAGCUUCUCAAUCAUUCUCAGAAAAUGAAAUGUUGGUUGGGACUAAUGUUCAGCUGAAAAGCAAGAUUGAUGAAUUACAAGAAUUGUUGAACUCUGCUCUAUCUGAUAAAGAAGCCACUACUGGACAGCUUGUUUCCCACAAGAGUACUAUUGAGGAGUUAACAGAGAAACACUCAAGAGCCUUUGAUCUCCAUUCUGUUGCCGAAGCCCGCAUUCUGGAAUUAGAAGCCCAAAUAAAGGUUCAUGAAGAGCGGGCUGUAGAAUUGUCUGCAGUUUCUGAAACUACUAAAGUACAGCUAGAAGAGGCUCUCUUGAAGCUAAAGCAACUUGAGAAUAUUGUUGAGGAACUACAAACUAAGUUGACUCACUCUGAAGAAGAGAGCAGAAAGCUAGCCGAGGCAAAUGUUAAGCUUACAGAUGAAGUGUCUGUAUAUGAGUCCAAAGUGAGUGAUCUAGAAGCUAAAUUAUCUGCCACCAUCCUUGAGAAGGAUGAGACAGUUGAACAACUUCAGACUGCACAAAAGACUAUAGAAGAGUUAACGCAGCAGCUUUCUUCUGAAGGGCAAAAAUUACAAUCUCAGAUAUCAUCGGUUAUGGAUGAGAAUAACCUUCUUAAUGAACUGCAUCAAAGUACUAAGAAAGAACUUCAGCAAGUGAUAUCACAGCUUGAAGAACAACUGCAGGAACACAAAGCAGGAGGAGAUGCUCUAAAAUCUGAGAUUGAAAAUCUCAAGGCUGAGGUUGCCGAAAAACCCUUGUUACAGAAGUCUCUUGAGAAACUCGAAGAACAGUUGGUGAAAGCUGAAGCUCAACUAGUGAAAGAGGUUGAAACCGUCAAGGCAGCUGCUGUGGCUAGGGAAGCCGAGUUGACUUCAAAAUUGGAGGAUCAUGCAAUAAAGGUCCACGAUAGAGAUGCAUUAAAUGAGCAAGUACUACACCUUCAGAGGGAGUUAGAAUUUGCUCAGACCGCUGUUUCUGAAAAGAAAGAAGCAGAUUCUCAAAAGGACUUGGAACGAGAAGCGGCAUUGAAGCAUUCUCUUGAACAACUUGAAGCUAAGAACAAGGAAGUCGCACUUCUAGACAAGCAAGUCAAAGACCUUGAGCAAAAAUUACAGCUUUCUGAUGCCAAUAUAACUGAAAGGGGUGAUAUCUCAGGAUUGGAAGUGAAAUCCCGGGACAUUGGAUCAACCCUUUCAUCUCCAUCGAAAAGGAAGAGUAAGAAGAAGUCCGAAGCAAAAACUUCUGCUCCAACAUCAUCCUCAUCAGAGAGCCUUGCUCACACUGCUGAUGCCUCCCCUAUGAUGACCAUUAAGGUCGUACUCGGAGUGGCUCUGGUGUCUGUCAUCCUUGGCAUAGUUCUUGGGAAAAGUUAUUAGCUUUUGUGUAUUGUGGUCUUGGUUUUACUUUUACCUCUCAGGUUUUGGUUUAUAUUUUCCACUUGGCAUAAUUUAUGCUCAUCUGGUUGAAAGCUUUUGUUUUUAUGCUUUCAAGCUUAUAGUUUUUGAGGUUUUUGGUCGGGGAGGUUAUUUUGAUGCCUAUAUCCCUUGCAUGUUUGCGAAGCAAAACACAGUUAAUUCAUGUAUUGUUAUUCAAGCUUGUAUCUAAUUUU